Messenger RNA from Lutra lutra (Eurasian river otter), 3206 nucleotides. RefSeq names its product LON peptidase N-terminal domain and RING finger protein 2-like. Gene Ontology annotation, molecular function: protein binding. The transcript has 12 exons. The record is from RefSeq and is a predicted model, not a curated record. Bases 455 to 2740 code for a protein of 761 amino acids. NCBI's taxonomy places the organism in Eukaryota, Metazoa, Chordata, Mammalia, Carnivora, Mustelidae.
GGCGGGAAGAGAGCGCGCGGCGAAGGGCUCGUGUAGGCGAACGCGCACGCACACGCGCGCCCGGCCGCCCCGGGACCAGGAGGGAGAGCGUUUCCAGGCGACGCGGACGUGGGGAGGGGGUCGCCACGUUCUCACAGGCGGCCUGGGUUACAUAAGCGAGCCGGGCGAGGAGGGCGCUCGGUUUGCGCGGGGACUCGGGCUGUGUCUGCCCCGCCCCCGCCCGGGUGGGGUUGUGGCCCUGCGGGACCGGCCUCCCACGCCGCGCGGGGGACACCGCCCCAGCCUUGCGCCCGCCUCCGCCAGUGGUAGCCGCGGCCGCGAGCGGCCGCCCCCAGACGCGCGUGGCUUUCGGCGAAGGCGGCGGCCGCGCUCCCGCCGCCCGGCCCCAGGCAGCGGAGCAUCCUCUCGCCUAGGCUUCUUCCGUCCCGGCCUACAGCUCCGCAGCCUCGCAGCUAUGAGUCCCGAACCGGUCCCGCCGCCGCCCCCGCCCCAGUGCCCCGGCUGCGACUGCGGGGAGCCGUUCGCCAAGCGCUUGGAGAAGGGCGACGAGGCCUUCCGCGCCGGCGAGUAUGAAAUAGCAGCGGAGCUCUUUCGCUCGAUGCUGGCCAGGCUGGCGCAGCCCGACCGCGGCCUGUGCCUGCGGCUGGGGGACGCGCUGGCUCGCGCGCGCCGUUUACCCGAGGCCCUGGGCGCGUUCCGCGGCGCCGCGCGGCUCGGGGCGCUGCGGCCCGAGGAGCUAGGGGAGCUGGUGGGCAGCCUCGCGUGCGCCCUGGGCCGGCGCGAUUGGCGGCUACAGGAUGGGAGGCCGGGCCGCGCCCCCGAGGAGCCGCGUGGGGAGCAGCCGGCCUCGGCGCCCGUCGCGCCCCGUGACCUGCUGGGCUGUCCGCGCUGCCAGCGGCUGCUCUACAAGCCGGUGACCCUACCGUGCGGGCUUACGGUGUGCAAGCGCUGCGUGGAGUCGGGGACGGCCCGGCCGCAGGCCCGGCGAGUCAACGUGGUGCUGAACGGCCUACUGGAGAAGUGCUUCCCGGCUGAGUGUCGCGUGCGCAAGCUGGCGGGCCAGGCGCGGACUCUGCAGCGACAGCAGCAGCCCGAGGCCGCGCUGCUCAGGAGCGACCAGGCUCUGGAUCUGGCUCCUAGAGAUAAUUCGUUAUUGCUGCUGCGAGCAGAGUUAUAUUUAACCAUGAAGAACUACGAGCAGGCUCUCCAGGAUGCCAAUGCAGUUUGUCAGAAUGAACCUCUCUUAACUAAGGGACAUCAUAUGAAGGCUCAGGCUCUUUCUGGAUUGGGAAGAAGUAAGGAAGCAUUAAAGGAGUUUCUCUACUGCCUUGCUUUAAAUCCUGAAUGUAACUCAGUGAAGAAAGAAGCACAGAAGGUAAUGUGUGAGGUAUUUUUUCCAGCUUCAGAAAACGCGCAUCAGAAUUUGACAUCUUCCAUCCAAAGCAGAAUAUUGAACAGCAGGCAAAAGGCUCAGUGUGCCAGCCACGUAAACUCCCAGCCUCUGGAAGAAGGCAGCAGUGCUGGGGGUUCUAAGAAUGCAUCUGAGAAAUCUGAUGUGUUUAGAAAUACCUAUUCUUCAGUUUUGUAUUUUAUACUGGGUCUGCACUUUGAAGAGGAUAAAAAAGUAUUAGAGAGCAUCCUUCCAGUAGCACCCAGCACCGGUUUAAAGAGACAAUUUCCAGAUGAUUUGGAGGACAUGCAUGAGCUGAAUGGCCCUGGGAAAGUACCCAAGAAAGAGGCAGAUUCCUCACCUCAAAUGAACAUGACCUCUAACGUAGGAGAAAGUCCAGAGCUCUCCAUAGAUGUAACUGACUUUGAGUGUGCCCUUUGCAUGAGGUUGCUCUUUGAGCCUGUUACUACACCAUGUGGACAUAUGUUUUGCCUGAAAUGCCUUGAGCGCUGCCUUGACCACGCCCCACACUGUCCACUGUGUAAAGAAAAACUCUCAGAAUUGUUGGCAAGCAGAAACUUUAAUAUAACUAUUCUGGCUGAAGAAUUAAUAUUUCAGUAUUUAUCUGAUGAACUCUCUGAUAGGAAGAGAAUUUAUGAUGAAGAAAUGACAGAACUAUCAAAUCUGACGAGAGAUGUCCCCAUCUUUGUGUGUGCCAUGGCCUUCCCCACCGUCCCGUGUCCACUUCAUGUCUUUGAGCCCCGUUAUCGGCUUAUGAUAAGAAGAUGCAUGGAAACUGGCACCAAACGGUUUGGCAUGUGUCUGUCUGCUGAGCACGCAGGAAUUUCGGAGUAUGGCUGCAUGCUGGAGAUUAAGGAUGUCAGAACAUUUCCUGAUGGGAGUUCGGUUGUGGAUGCCAUUGGGAUUAGUCGGUUCAGAGUUCUAAGCCACCGUCACAGAGAUGGCUAUAACACAGCUGACAUCGAGUAUCUCGAAGAUGAAAAGGUGGAAGGUCCAGCCUAUGAAGAACUUACCAGCCUUCAUGAUUCAGUUUAUCAACAGUCAGUUUCCUGGUUUACUUCACUUCAGGAUCACAUGAAAGAACAAAUUUUAAGCCAUUUUGGGUUAAUGCCAGACAGGGAAGCUGAGCCUCAGAGUAACCCUAGCGGUCCUGCGUGGUCCUGGUGGAUCCUGGCAGUGUUGCCACUGGAACGCAAGGCUCAGCUGGCUAUUCUUGGCAUGAUCUCCCUGAAAGAGCGUCUGCUUGCCAUUCGGCGCAUAUUAGUCAUCAUCACGCGUAAGAUGAACAGUCGGCAGGAGCUGGUUAAUAGCAGGGAGAGAAAUAAUUGAUUAUCUCUCUCUGUCAAGGUUUCUGGAAGCACUUGUACUUUUGUGUGGAGCCGCUAGGCAUAGAGAGUAGCGUCGCAUUCAUCAUGCUCUGUAAAAUGCUUGUUGAUAGGGUUACAAAAUGGAACACUUAACAAACAUUGACUCCUUCUCAAAUCUUAAAAGUCUGUGCCUCGUGGAACCUGACUCUGUGCAAGGUUAGCCUGAAGUUUGAAUGGACCCCAUGGUUGGAAAAGAACCUAAGAGAAUCUCUCUGAAGCAUUCGCUCAGGGUAUAGUUCGCCGACAGCAGGGAACACCACAGGUGGUUUUGCAAGAAAAAAGGACCCCCCCCCCGGUAUGGUGUCUUGCUGCACCAAAUGGAAACAGCAUGCUUUGGUGGCUAGACAGAAAGGGGGAAACCACAUUUUUAUCUGGAAGCAUAUUUCUCAGAGCACAGGCUAACUGAAAAUCCGCUUAGGCUUUGUGUG